Drosophila ficusphila is the source of this 974-nucleotide messenger RNA. RefSeq lists its product as uncharacterized. Bases 67 to 852 code for a protein of 261 amino acids. The transcript has 2 exons. Gene Ontology annotation, cellular component: cytoplasm. Lineage: Eukaryota; Metazoa; Arthropoda; Insecta; Diptera; Drosophilidae. The record is from RefSeq and is a predicted model, not a curated record. Gene Ontology annotation, biological process: regulation of proteolysis; proteasome-mediated ubiquitin-dependent protein catabolic process. Gene Ontology annotation, molecular function: ubiquitin protein ligase binding.
CCCAAUUUCGUAUUUGAUUUUGUGUCGUUUAAAUAAACAGACCUCCCUAAAAAAUCCCCAGUGACUAUGAAUUGUAAGCUACGUCGCCUGGAUCUCCUGCGAAAUGCCCAAAAAUCGGAUUGUGAGCUGCAUGUGUGGUAUCAGGACAAGGUUAAGGGUGAGCCCUCCCAGAGAAUCUUCCGUUGCCACCAGGUGAUGCUCAUUUCUUCCUCCGAGGAGUUUGAGCGGUUGAUAAGGGAUACCGAAUUUCAGAAGAACAAGGGUGUAAUCAAAGUGGAUGAUGCCUCUCCCUCUGCCUAUGAGGCCUUGCUCCUUUAUAUCUACACCUACGAGGUCUGCAAUGCAGUCACCAUCGACAUGUGUGGCGAUCUUAUGCUGCUGGCUCAACGGUACAAUAUGCUGGACUUUUUCGACUGCUAUAUAGACAAACUGGCCCGUCAGGAUUGGCCAAUGGAGGUGGUGCUGCAAAUAUUUAAUCUGGCCAGUGAGCACAAUCAUCUGGCAUUAACAGAUCUGGUGGCUAAGAAAAUUCUACCCAUAGCCACCCAAGUUCUUACAGACAAUUCCUUCCUGACGUUAAGCGUAAAGGAUCUCAAGGCUUUGAUGACAAUACUAAAAAAAGAACAAAUUCUUUCCGAUCUGCAAUUGCUUACAGCGCUUCAAAACUACCAGGAGGUAAACAAUCUGCGCUACGACAACAUGGAGCAGUUCCAGCUCUUUGUGGAUGUGACCCACUUGUUUAACGACGUACUCUUCGAAGUCGAUGGCACUUUAGUUCUGCCCGUGGAGGAGGAAAUAAUAAUAAGAGAAAACGAGUCGGUUACCUCGGAGGCCGAAAGAAAUAGUUUGUAAAACAAAAAGAUUACAUAGCUAGAGGGAUCAUUUAUUGGAGAGUGGGGAAAAAACAAACAAUCGGAUUCGGAGCGGCUUACAUAAUAAAUACUAUCAAUAAUAUUAAUACCCGAAAGGGCCGA